AUGUCCAUCGGUAUCAAUUACUACUGUCCCGGAUAUUUACCCACGCUAGAGUUCGCUAGGAGGUUGACGGGCGAGGUGAUAUUCUCGUGGUACAGCAGCGAGGGCCGGGCCCAGCUGGCGGACCGCUGGGGCGGCCGCGUGCGGAGGGUCCUCUCUCCGGGGCUGGGGCGCGGCUCCGUCAACAUCAGCUCCGUGCGGGAGACCGACGCCGGCCUCUACCGCUGCCGCGUCACCUUCCCCAACCGCACGCCGCCCGCUCGGAACAACGGGACCUUCUAUUACCUCGACGUCGACGGCGGCAACCUCAUCGUGACUCCGCCCGUCAACGUGACGGUCCUCGAGGGUGAUCGCGCCGAGCUGGAAUGUCUCCCGAAGAGCCCGGAGUGGAGCGUGCAGUGGUACCGCGAGGGGGUGCCGGUGGAGACGCUGCCCGAGCUGGCGCAGCGGACGGAGCUGGCCGUCAACGGCAGCCUCAUCAUGAGGCAGGCUGUCAGCACUGACCUCGGAGAGUACGAGUGUCGUAUCAGUGCAGAUGACGGACAGCUCCAGAGCGCUAGUGCCUUUUUAGACGUUCAAUACAAGGCAAAAGUUGUCUACUCUCCCAAAGAAAGGUAUUUACCAUAUGGCAAAUCGGCGAGCCUCGAUUGUCAUUUCAGCGCGAAUCCUCCUUUAACAAACCUACGAUGGGAAAAAGACGGUUUCCUAUUCGAUCCCUAUAACGUACCCGGCGUAUUUUAUAGUAUAAACGGUAGUCUACUCUUUAAUCAGGUAGAUGAAUCCCACGAGGGAAUGUACUCAUGUACGCCUUACAACGUGCUGGGGUCGGCGGGCCCGUCGGCCGAGGUCCGUGUGCGCGUGGCUCGGCCCCCGGCGCUGGCCGUGCGCCCUCUGCCUCUGUACCUGGUGAGGCUCGGAGCGACAGUCACGUUGCCUUGUGCCGUCGCCCGGGACCCGCAUCACGCACCGCCAGCCAUUCACUGGAUCAAGGCAGGUUCUACUAAAGUUUACUUGACAAAGGUUUUUUUACAGAAAGAUGGAACUCCUUUGCCUGAAGGACGUUAUUCGCUAAGCGAAGGCAAUUUGACCAUCACACAAGUAUCAGAAGAGGACCGCGGCGUAUACGUGUGCUCUCUGAGUAACGAGGCCGACGAGCUGGCCGUCGAGACGGAGCUGUUGUUAGAGAACGUGCCUCCGCGCGCGCCCUACAACCUCACCGCCACGUCCACUACCAACUCAAUCCACCUGUCGUGGGUUCCAGGACACAAUGGCGUCGACGUGGAGUACAACGUGUGGUACCGCGAGCGAGCGGACAGCGAGUGGCGUACGAUGAAACUCUUGUCACGAGGCUCGACCCACGCGACCCUGCUAGCGCUCCGCCCGGCCACCGAGUACGAACUGAGGGUACUGUCACAGGAUCAUAUCGGGGACGGUUUAUUCAGUAAACCGAUAUUCGUGCGGACCCAAGAUUCCGAUUACGGUGAAGACGGAAGUACUACCGCCGGUGUUUCGGCCACAGCAACAGAAGGCGUCACGAACACGGGCACCUCUUGGAGCGGCGCCACGCUCGGCUCGGUCGGAGGAGUGUCGGCCGAGCUCGGGGUCACCGUGCGCCUCAUCGAGGAAGGAGCCCUGAUCCGCUGGAGCCGCGCGCCCGCUGACGACGCGCUCUGCUCGGUGCGCUGGUUCGACACCGACCAGCCGCAACACAAACUUAUAGCUGUCUUCUCGACGCACCAACAUUAUAUUCUGGUAGUGGAGGGUGCGGGUUACUGGGCCAGCGUGGAGUGCGGCGAGCUGGUGGGAGGCGCGGGCCUGCAGGUGCCGCAGUACGCGCGGCUCCGCGGCGUGGCGGCGGGCUCGGCGGCCGCGGCGCUGCUGCUGGCGGGCCUGGCCGGCGCGCUGUGCCUGGCCCGCCGCCGCCUGCGACCGCACGCCCGCGACAAACGAGCUCGCUAA
Danaus chrysippus (African queen) is the source of this 1956-nucleotide messenger RNA. The record is from the annotation of a GenBank genome assembly. NCBI's taxonomy places the organism in Eukaryota, Metazoa, Arthropoda, Insecta, Lepidoptera, Nymphalidae.